AUCUUGAUUGGGUGCCAUAAUGGAAUAUAUACUUCUCAUAUCUAACAUUAUUUCUAAAUUGUCUUGAUUUUCGUUUCAAAUAUUUAGCUCUUCAAAAAAUAUUAAAGUCUGUGCUUUAUGAAUCUGAAAAGGUUUUUACCAAAUUCUCAAAAGUGCAAGCAAAAUUUUGUGAUUAAAAGAGACGAAUAGGAGCAGAGGGAGAUAAACUGUUGAAAGCUUUGUGUUGUCUAUUGAGUAAGCAGAGAUCCAUGAAAAUGUCAAAGUGUUCCCGCUUGCAACAGGAGAUUCAGCUCUUGCGAAAUGAGUUGGAAAUGAUACGGGCGGAGCGGGAUGAGCUCUCCCGGCAGCAUGGAUCCCACUUUCAGCUGUGCACCGGAUGUGAGGUUUCUGCGAAGAAACCUGCUCACAAUGUGAGUGGCAGCAAAACUCCCAAUCAAGAAUUAUAUAUUGCUUAUUUGGAGGAUCAGAUUCAGAGGACACGUUUUAUGUACAAGAAGCAAAUGGGUGAAGUAAAAUGCAGUGCCGGUCUAUUGGAGACGAAACUGCAGAAUGUUCGAAUGGAAAUGAGCUACAUCAGCGAAAAGGCCCAGAAGGUGGACCAGCUGCAAAAGAGCAUUAGGGAGCUGAAAUCGAAGUUAACUCGUAGAGAUUCGAUUAUAACUCGCUAUAAUGAGCAGCAUGCUGCCUUUUUGGAUUUGAUAAACGCUUUGGAUAGUGGAUCAAAUAGCCAGAAGGACGUCAAAAGGCAAUUUCAAAAUUAUUUUGAUUUUAAGAAUAGUGGCGGCUGUGCAGCAAAUGGAAACAAUUCGGUAAUUCGAUUAAGAUGCAAACCUAGCGAAUCAUUGAAUUUUCCAUGCUUAGGCACAGCACUUAGAAGAAAGUUGGCACGUAAUUAGCUUUAUAUGUCUUGUGUGUUACACUUGAUGACGCUAUCAUUAACGGCCAUUUGAAUCUAUGUAUUUAUAUUGUGUAUUUUG
Drosophila hydei is the source of this 977-nucleotide messenger RNA. RefSeq lists its product as uncharacterized. Bases 249 to 896 code for a protein of 215 amino acids. The record is from RefSeq and is a predicted model, not a curated record. NCBI's taxonomy places the organism in Eukaryota, Metazoa, Arthropoda, Insecta, Diptera, Drosophilidae. The transcript has a single exon.